Molecule: messenger RNA, 1383 nt
Organism: Penicillium oxalicum
Lineage: Eukaryota; Fungi; Ascomycota; Eurotiomycetes; Eurotiales; Aspergillaceae
Product: HNH endonuclease signature motif containing protein
Exons: 4
Coding region: 1-1383 (460 amino acids)
Source: RefSeq, a predicted model, not a curated record
AUGUCCGCUCCAACUCAGGCAAGCAAAGCCUCCCAACAUCCCCCUCUUCGUCAAGUCGGGCAAAGCACUGCCCAGCCCGUGCCCCAAGACCCGAAUCAGUUCAAGAUUCCUGAGAUUCCUGAACGCACGUUGUUGGCGCUCACUCCGAGCAACUUGCGAAAAUUGCAACAGGCUCGAGGUAGAUGUGCUAAGGCAUCAUCUCAGAUGCCGGCCAAAACCACAGACUCUCUCGAAUCGAACGCCUCAGGCUUCUUAGAGGCCAAGAUCGAACAGUUGACAGAGUUCAGGGACUACCUCGAACUUGUCAAGUGUGGAAUCCUUGAAGGGAAUGAUCAGCAGCCGCUUUCGAACGAAGAACUCCAGUCGCACAUGGCACCAGUUGUGACAAAGCUCGCAACAACAACCGCCACGCUGCAAGUCUUGAAGAGUCAGAAAAGGCAUCUCGCCCAUGACCUUGAGGAGGAGACUACCGCUUUUCGACGCCAGAAGACCGGAAGAGAGCUGCAGGACUUAACCGAGCGCGCCUACGUCCAGGCAAUUAUCGACCGCGUGAUGAGGGCCACUGCAAAACAGGCCGCGACCCCCUUCAAAGCGAAAAGGUUCAAGGAGGAUGUCAAUGAAAUCUACGGCAUCAUCGAUCGACGCCCGAUCAGAGCAUACAACUGGUGCCAUGUGCUUGGAAUUUGGAGAGACGCCGUAAUGAUCAAGGCUGCACGUAUUGUGCCCAAAAGCCUCAAUAUUGGCGAACUCGGCCAUAUUUUUGGUGACUCCAACGAUGUCAUUUCCGACCCCCUCAACGCCAUAAGCCUCCACAAAAACAUUGAGCGUCAUCUUGACCAAGGUACCAUCGUGAUUGUUCCCGCGCCUGGAGAUUUCACAGUGCCGACGAAAUGGCGAUGCUUGGUUCUGGACCGAUCAAAGGGCAUGGACAUUAUCUGCUUGCGCACGGAUGUGAAGGACAUGGACAGGACUUCUGGCCGUGGUGAUCAGUUCGUCAGAGUCAAGGACCUACAUGACCUCCCUCUGACGUUCUUAAACGACAACCGACCCCGACGCAGGUAUCUGUAUCUCCGCUUCAUCAUAUCCUACCUGAACGCGAAGAGGCAAAAUAUGGCGGACUUGUCGGUUCCCUUGGAGACAAAGCAAUUCUGGCCUUCACCCGGCGGAUAUCUCCAUGAAACCACAUUGAAGAUCAUGGCAAGGUCUGUGUCCGGAUGUGAGUUGCCGCCCCCGCUCGUCUCUGGACAAACAUUCGAGCCUAGCGACAAUCUCUCCCAGGACAAUGAUGCUGGCAAUACGCUCGCUGCGGCUAUCAUCAAGCCGGCACUCUUCUCCACACGGGCAUCGGACCCGGAGGAAGAGUUGGAAGACGCUGAUGUGUAA